Messenger RNA from Engraulis encrasicolus (European anchovy), 1178 nucleotides. RefSeq names its product mucin-5AC-like. NCBI's taxonomy places the organism in Eukaryota, Metazoa, Chordata, Actinopteri, Clupeiformes, Engraulidae. The transcript has 6 exons. Bases 33 to 1178 code for a protein of 381 amino acids. The record is from RefSeq and is a predicted model, not a curated record.
CAGUGAGUUACUCGUCAAGCAACAAAAGGAACAUGAACCUUUUCACAGUGCGCGCCAAAACUUCAAUUUUAUUAUUCGCUCCUCUGCUGCUGGCAGUGGCCUGGUCUUCAGACGCAGCACUGCCUACCACACCUCCUCCCUCUGUCCCUCCCGCCCCCACUAGUCCUCCAGCAGAUAAUCACCUCGAUUCUGACCCUGCAUCCCAUCAAAAUGCCUCAUCUGCAACCACUGUGAAUCCAACUGGCGCCACAACUGCCUUUACAUCACAAGUAACACGGGCAGUCAACGGCAGCGAUGAGUUCAACAACUCCAGGGCUUUGGGUGAGCAGGGCACCCCGGGUACGACUCCUCAAUACAAUGUGUCCAUCACGGAAUCAUCGGGGAACACCACCACGUCGAACACCACAGCUGUCACUGAAGCUACCCCAGCCUCUAUCCCCACCGACGUAGCAAGGCCUAAGACCGAGGGGGCAACCAGCACAGCCGCGAGCAGCACUAGUGCCGCGACUAGCUCUCCUGGUCCUGUUACUGAGGGAGGAAGCUCUGCCGGCACAGGGACGGUGAUCCUCAUCUUGAUCCUAUUGGCCAUUGCAGUGCUUGCCGUCGUUCUCUUUUACCUCCGCAAGAAGUCCAGGAGUUACUCGUUUGACCUCAACUGCCCUCUGCCGGGUGACCAAGCCAGUGAUAACACGCCCCUGAAGAGUGUGGAGAUGGACACCUUUUACUCCAAACAAGAAGCAGACACACUAGCAGCCGGCCAAUCAGAGGUCACUGCUGGUGCAACCAAUAACGUGGACAGCCCACCAGUCGUAGCCAAUGGGAAGGCAGAGGAGGGACCAGUGACUGCAGUCAUCACUCUUGACAGCAACAGCAGCAAAUCAGAUCACUCUGAGUCUGGGACGCAAGUGGACAGUGUGUUGGAGGAUAGCGCGUUAGAUGGGCCCCUGGAUGUCCCCCUGAAUUCACCCUUAGAUACACCGCUGGACACCCCCCUGGUUGGAGUCCUGGACGCCCCAUUGGUUCUGGAUUCUCCGCUAUUCCCCCUUGAUUCCCCAUUGGUGGGACCUCUGGAGGGAGGAGCCCUGGAUGAGCCUCUUCACAUUUCCGAGGAGGAACCAUCCGGCAACGAGAACAACAACAACAUCACCGUCACCCCCAAGGACGGAGAAGGUCAGUGA